This is a messenger RNA of Ogataea angusta, 903 nucleotides long. RefSeq lists its product as uncharacterized. The record is from RefSeq and is a predicted model, not a curated record. Gene Ontology annotation, cellular component: membrane. Lineage: Eukaryota; Fungi; Ascomycota; Pichiomycetes; Pichiales; Pichiaceae. Gene Ontology annotation, molecular function: lipase activity. The coding region runs from base 1 to 903 and encodes 300 amino acids. The transcript has a single exon.
AUGCAACAGCUGGAGUGCGCCGUCGACACGGCCGAGGUGGAGCACGAUGGAUGCGUAUUCCCCACGUUUCUGCACAAGCACAGCGGCGACUACAAGGGCCGCGUAGUCUUCAUCCACGGCUACAGAGACAUAUACGAGCUAUUUUUCGGGCUCUUCAACAGGCUGACCGCCAGCGGCUACGACGUCCAUUUCCACUACCAGCGCGGCGAGGGCACGUCGCGGCCGGCCAACAACGUGCAAUCCAGCAACGACGACUCGCGCGUCUACCAGGACAUGGACUUUUUCAUCAAACGAAACCUGGAGUCCGACGAAAAGGUGAUUCUGAUGGGCCAUUCGAUGGGCGGCGGGCUGGUUCUCAACUACAGCGCGUUCGGCACGUACCGCGACCGGCUGCUACUGACGGUCGCGUGCUCGCCGCUGAUCGAGCUCUCGCCAGAAACAGCGGUGCCCAAGUACCACGAGUGGGCGAUCCGCGCGCUGUGCUGGGCCGUUCCUCCUGUUCGGUACGUGCGAAUCAAGACCCCACUUAAGGUGGAGUACAUCUCGUCGUUGCCCGAGGUGCAGCAGUCUGUCCAGAGCAGGACGCCGCCGGCCAGACUCACGGCCACGGCGAUCGAGGCGCGCGACUUUGUGCUGCGCGGGAAAAGACUGCUCCAGCCAGAACUGUACACUCGCUACAGCAGGGACCUGCCAAUUGCCGUCCUGCACGGCAACGCCGACCACAUCAACGACUGCCAGGCCAGCAAGAAGUUCGUCGCCAACCUGCACAGCAUCGGGUGCACCCACGCAAGCUACACGGAGCUCGACGGCGCCGCACACAACCUCGCUGUCGAGCCGUGCAGCGACAUUUUUUUCCACCAGCUGCUGAAUAUUCUCGACGCCAACCGACGCACGGGUCAAUAA